Molecule: messenger RNA, 2838 nt
Organism: Saccoglossus kowalevskii
Lineage: Eukaryota; Metazoa; Hemichordata; Enteropneusta; Harrimaniidae
Product: aminopeptidase N-like
Biological process (GO): peptide catabolic process; proteolysis
Cellular component (GO): cytoplasm; membrane
Molecular function (GO): metalloaminopeptidase activity; peptide binding; zinc ion binding
Source: RefSeq, a predicted model, not a curated record
AUGGACUGCAAGGAAAACAACAUAAUGGAAAAUGAUAUUAGGACAACUACCUUACAGAUUCAGAUGCCCAUGGAAGGGUAUUUGAUAUCGAAGCAAAAAGGCACCUGCUUCGUUUCGGCGAUCGUGAUCCUGAUCGUCCUUGCGUUCAUUCUUGCCAUUCUGCUGGUGUCGGCUUCGCGCAAACCGAGCUGUAUCGAUGAGUUAUCUUUGCCGGAAUUGGUGAUAGAUGAAAAAAAAGUAUUUGAUGGACGUCUCCCUGACAACUUGGUACCUAUAAACUACCUCAUCAAGCUUACUCCGUACUUGGAUGAAGUGGACGGAGGGAAAAUGCGAACAUUCGAUGGUUCUGUUAGGAUAGAAGCCAGAUGCGCGAGGCCAACUAGCAAGAUAACUCUCCACGCUCAAUAUUUGGAUAUUAACAGGGACUCAAUUCAGAUAAAAGACAGCGAGUUGAAUUCGCUGGAGGUAAGGGACGUUUCCACUGAUGAACUGUAUAACUUUUACGUGAUAUCAACGUACCCAGCUUUGCAAAAGGAAAAAGUUUACGUGAUAGAGAUGAACUACGUUGGGUCGCUGAACAACACGGAUCUGGUGGGCUUCUAUAUAAGUACAUACGCUGUUGGAAACACCACAAGGACAAUCGCUGUCUCGCAGCUGGAAACCACAUUUGCUAGAAUGGUAUUUCCCGCAUUUGACGAACCACGCUACAAGGCGACCUUUGACAUAGUCAUCACGCAUCGUGUUGGGCGGACGGCAGUGUCAAAUAUGCCGGUUAUUCUCACUGAAGUCAAUGGCGAUUGGUUGACAGUAACCUUUGACACGUCUCCUAUAAUGUCCACGUAUUUAGUGGGUCUCACUGUUACCGAUUUCGCAUUCCGAGAAACCACUACAGCAAAUGGAGUUAAGAUGAGAGUCUGGGCCAGGAAUGACCGGAUAGAAUCUGCUGUUUAUGCACUAGAGACUGGAUCCAAGAUGCUAACAUUUCUCGAAGAACUCUGGGAUAUUCCGUAUCCCCUUUCAAAGCUGGACAUGCUAGCAGCUCCAGAGUUUCGUUUUGGAGCAAUGGAAAACUGGGGGAUUGUUAUUUACGCCGAGCAGCGGAUGUUAUACAACGUCAGUUCAGACAAUCCGCCGACUGGUCAGCAGGUGGCCAUGAUAAUAGGACACGAGUUGGUUCACCAGUGGUUUGGUAAUAUGGUAACGAUGGACUGGUGGUCAGAUACGUGGCUUAACGAAGCAUUUGCUAGUUAUUUCGAGUUUGUUGCUGUGGAUGAAGUGGAACCGACGUGGGACAUUUUUGAACAGUUUUUCCAAGGAGAUGCGACAUUUAUGGCAUUGCAAGACGAUGCUGAAGCAGAUUCCCACCCCACUGUCAUGGAUGUUGGUUGGCUACCGGAUAUAUGGAAGAUGUUCGACUCUCGUGGAUAUCAACGAGGAGCGUGCAUGGCGCGAAUGAUGCAGGCAUUUCUGGGAGACGAGGUGUUCUACGAAGGAUUGCGCAACUACGUCCGAGACUUCAUGUACAAGAACGCAAUAUCUGACGACGUGUAUAGAUACUUAACAGAGGCGAGUAUUGGAAGAUCUAACGUAGAUGUGAAGGAGGUAAUGGAUCCAUGGAUGCUGCAAAAAGGGUAUCCACUAGUGACAAUCACACGAACGACUGACACGACCGCUGUGGCCGAUCAGAAACCGUACUCGAAUGAUCCAAACGGUGAAGGAUUUGGACCAUCCUGGUACGUCCCAUUAACAUAUACCCACUCGGGGCGGAUGAUAGUGGACAAUCCAAAGCACGUAUGGAUGCGAAAGUCAUCAGCUGAUUUGGAAUUAUCCGACGCUGAGGACGAUGACUGGAUACUAGGCAAUAUCAACCAGCUUGGCUUCUUCAGGGUCAACUACGACGCGGACAACUGGGAGAAGUUGAUCGCACAACUUAUCGAGGAUCACAAGAAGAUUCCCUUAGCGAAUCGAGCUGCUCUCGUUGACGACGUAUUUUCAAUGUCCCAGUCGAUGGAUAUCGACGCAGUUACUGCUCUCAGGGUCGGCUACUAUCUUAAGAAGGAAGAAGAUUAUACGCCAAUUAAAGCUGUCAUCAUCCAUCUCGACUUUUUUAAAAGUAUGCUUGAGCGCACAACGGCUUAUGGGUACUACAAAAAAUACAUUCAAAAUAUGUUCAGACCGAUGUAUGACAAAUUGGGAUGGAACUUCACAUACGAGAAUCACGUUGACUACCAUCUACGUAAAAGUGCCGUGGAAAGUGCGUGCUACACUGACUACGGUCCCUGUAUAGACACUGCUACCAGUAUAUACAAACGAUGGAUUGAUGGACAGGGUGAAUACAAAAUUGCCGAUGAUAUAAUUGAAGUGGUGAUGUGUUCAGCAAUCAAAGCUGGAACCGAGAAUGAUUGGCGAUUCGCUCUUUCCAUGCUGCACAGUACAUCUGCUCUGGCGUGUACUAAAGACUUCACUCUAAUUAAAGAGUACAUGGAAGAGUCCCUGCAUAUGAGCGAUAUCUUUACCACCCUUGGUUACAUCAAGCAACAGUCCGCUAUUGGCUACCAUUUGGCCUGGGAGUUUCUAAUGGAUAACUUUGAACUGCUCGUUCACGUUAAGGAGGAGAGCGCUUAUAAAGCUGUAUGGGAAUUUGCUGGCAAUAUGAAUAGAGGCAAGGACUUAGCCAUGUUGGAGCAGUUUGGUCGCACGUACUCUCACAUGCCGUCACUCGAAGUCAGCUCGUUUUACCAGUCAUUAAACAAAGUCAAGCUAAAUAUCGCCUGGAUGGAUAAAAACUACAACGCCGUGUACGAUUGGUUGAAGGGAAUCUCCGCUGAGGACGGUUGA